Stegostoma tigrinum is the source of this 4175-nucleotide messenger RNA. It is a transcript of the gene kcnj15, whose product is annotated as potassium inwardly rectifying channel subfamily J member 15. Gene Ontology annotation, cellular component: plasma membrane. Bases 1009 to 2220 code for a protein of 403 amino acids. Gene Ontology annotation, biological process: potassium ion import across plasma membrane; regulation of monoatomic ion transmembrane transport. The record is from RefSeq and is a predicted model, not a curated record. Gene Ontology annotation, molecular function: inward rectifier potassium channel activity. Lineage: Eukaryota; Metazoa; Chordata; Chondrichthyes; Orectolobiformes; Stegostomatidae. The transcript has 4 exons.
CAUUGAGAACACCAGGUCAUUGUUGACCAGAAGAAACAAUUUGCAUUGGCUCUUCUAAAGCUGUUCUGGCUUCCUCAUUUUGAAUUCAGAUUUCAAGCACCGUUCCGUUUUAAGCUCUGGAAGGGCAGACAGCUAAGAAACCAAACUGCUGAAGACUGGUAUUUACUGGAAGUUUCCCUGCGACACUCUCACUGCAAAAAUUAAGUUGGUGUACAAACGUACCCUAAGGGUUAAAAUGCCAUCAGUUUUGCAAGAGUUGUUGUGCAAAGAAGUUAUGGGAGGCAGUUAUGCAAGAGAUUACCAGGAUGUAUUUGUGACAUUUUGCCUAUAUUUUUAUAGGCUGUGGGCUUUGCUAGCUAGGCUAGUGUUUAUUAUCUGUUUCCGCCCCCCAGUUGCCCUUGAAAAGCUGGUGGUGAGCUGCAGUCCAUGUAGUGUACGUGUGCUCACAAUGCUGUUAGGAAGGGAGUCCCAGGAAUUUGACUCAGCCACAGCGAAGGAACAGCAACAUAUUUACAAGUCAGAAUGGGUGUGAUUUGGGCAGGAACUUGUAGGUGGUGGGUUUGCCAUCAUCUGCUGCUCCUGUCCAUCUAGGCCACAGAGUUCUCAGGUUUGGAAUGCGCUGUCAGAAGAACAUUGGUGAGUGCAUGCGCAUCUUGUGGGUGGCCCUCAGUGCUGCCACUGUCUAUUGGUGGGGAGAGGAAUGAAUGUUGAAGGUGGUGGACAUUGUGUCACUUAAAUGGACUGCUUUUUCCUGGAUUAUAUCAAGCUUCUUGAACGUUGCACUGCACCCAUCCAGACAAAUGGAGAAUAGUCCAUCACAAUUCUAACUUGUGCCUUGCAGAUAGUGGACAGACUUUUGGAAUUCGGGAGAAUUGUCUGUAUUUGGCACCAAUGAUCACUUUCCUACUGCCUUCAAAUGUUGCAGAAAAAUUAACACGAGUCCCCUUUCCCUCCCUCCAUUUCUGAAGAAGGGCCGAGACAUGAAACGUCAGCCUUCCUGCUCCUCUGAUGCUGCUUGGCCUGCUGUGUUCAUCCAGCUCUACACCUUGUUAUCUCAGAAGAAACAGUCACUUCUUUUCUCGGACUAUCAGUAAAAUAUCAUUAUCUUUGAAAAUGGAGAACACUGAGAACAUUAGCAUGAUCUCCCAAGUUGCAAAACGGCGUGUCGUGUCAAAAGAUGGCCACAACAAUGUGAAAAUUGACCAAGUGGAUGGCUGGGCCUUCCUUUACCUACAGGAUCUUUGGACCACUGUCAUUGAUAUGAAGUGGCGUUACAAGCUAACUCUCUUCACGGCAACUUUUGUGAUUACGUGGUUCCUUUUUGGCAUUCUCUGGUAUGCAUUAGCAUUUGUACAUGGAGAUUUAGAGCUAUUGCAUCCCCCAGCUAACCACACACCUUGUGUAGUCAACAUCGAAACUUUAACAGGAGCAUUCUUGUUUUCCCUGGAGUCCCAGACGACCAUUGGUUAUGGAUUCCGCUGUAUCACAGAGGAAUGCCCAUUCGCCAUUAUCUUGUUAAUCGUUCAGUUGGUCAUUACCACCUUGGCGGAGAUCUUCGUCACUGGUACUUUUCUGGCAAAGAUAGCAAGGCCAAAAAAACGCUCUGAGACGAUCAGGUUUAGCUACCAUGCUGCCAUUGCCAUACACAAGAACAAGCUUUGCCUCAUGAUCCGGGUUGCUAACAUGAGGAAGAGUCUGCUGCUUCAGUGUCAGCUUUCUGGGAAGUUCCUGCAUAAUCACAUCACCGAGGAAGGUGAGACCAUCAAACUCAGGCAGGCAAACGUGAAUUUCCAGGUGGACGCUGGUUCUGAGAGCCCUUUCCUCACCUUCCCAUUGACAUUUUAUCACAUUAUUGAUGAGAAGAGCCCACUGAACAGAUACGCAUCGGCAAAUCUAAGGGAUAAAGACUUUGAGCUAGUUGUCAUUUUAAAUGCCACAAUGGAGUCUACAGGAGCCGCUUGCCAGAUCAGAACCUCGUAUGUGCCAGAGGAGAUUCUUUGGGGCUAUGAGUUUGUCCCUCUUAUGUCACUGUCCCCUAGUGGGAAAUAUCUGGUUGACUUCAGUUUCUUUGACAAACUUAGGAAGAGUUCGAACCCUUUCUUUUCCUCCGGAGCACUGAGGUAUGGGGACAUUGAUAAACUAAGACUUGAAGAAAAAUACAGAGAGGACGAACGGAACACAUUGUUCAGUAAGAUUCCAACUGUCCAUAGCAAUGUCUAGCAAAACAUUUGCACAGAAUAUAUCGGCGUAAGGAAGUUUUUUAAUCAAUAAACAACUGUCUGGUACAUACCGAGCCUUAAGUCUUACACAUCAAAAUAAUGCAUUUAGUCAAAAUCAAUAUUAGGUGGUUCCCAAUGAUCUUAUGUGACAAGAGCAAUGUUAGUAAUUAUGUUAAUGAAAAAUGUGUCAUUUUUAUUUGAUUACUCACUUUAUCAAAACUGAAUCAUACAAUCCAUCCAUCAGUGUCUGUUGAUGGAGGACUCUGGUUCCCAAACCCAAGAGCUUUCUCCAUUUUCCCAGGUUUCAAAUGUGCCAUUUUAUUUGUUGUCUUCCUACUCCUUGCUUCCCUACUGUGUUAAAAUCAGGAUUCUUCACAUUGUCUCAUACUUGAAUGUAUUCUUUUCUGGAACCUCAAAAUUGGGUAUGCAGCUCCCUCCCUCAAUAUUGACUUCUUCUUAUAAUUUACCAUCUUUUAAAAUCCAUGGUAGAUGUCACAAAACCCAACACUGGCUAGGCAGUCUGUUACACAGCUUCCAAGUUACAAAACAGAACUGUAAUUUUCCAUCACAAACAAAAACAGAAAUUUCUGGAAAAGCUGAAGAGGUCUGGCGGCAUCUGUGGAGAGAAAUCAGAAUUAAUGUUUCGGGUUGAGUGAUCCUUCUUCUGAACCCGUACGCAGAACCCAUGUUAUUUUCCAAACCUGGAUUUGUAAUUAGUGUUAUGGAGCAGGGGAAGUUAAAUGAAAGAAAGUCCCUGGAAUUCACUUUAUAAGUAAUAAGUAACAAUUUAUUUACUUAACACUAACAAUAAACAAAUUAACAGAACUACUAACAAACUGAACAAUUUCCCCCAAACUGCUAACUAUUUCCUACCAGAACAAAAUUCAACUGGUAUGCUAUUCUCUUAGGACAUCCUCAUUAAUUAACUUAUUUUGAGGUACGUCAAAACCCAAAUCAUCUGGAUUUGAUUCCUAAUCUGAGGGGCAGUGAUUAAUACCUGCUUCUCCAGUUCCCUGUCCCUGCCAUAGUAAGGUUUCAGCAUAUUCACAUACCCGAUAAAGUGUUUUCCUAUUUGGCAUCUUUACCAGAUAAUUUACCUAACUCAACUUCUCAAUCCGAUAAUGACCACUAAACAUUACUUUGAAGGGAUCUUCUACCACUGGUAAUGACACCUAUACUUUAUCCCCAUAGGCAAACGUACAAGUCUUAGAUUUCUUUAUCUGCUUCUUGCUUCAUUUAGAUGCUGUGCCAUCUUCAAAUGCUGUCUAGCUAAUUCAUCAACUCUGUUUAAUCUUUCUCUCACCUCAGAUACAUAUUCCAACUGUGAGAUGUCUGACUUCAGAUCUAUCAACUUUCAUUUCAGUCCUUUUACUUUGGUUAUCCUGUUUAAUUUGCAACUUCUGAAGUUCAAACUCUCUCUCUUUCUCCCUCUCUUCUCUCUCUUUUCUCUUUCUGCUCUCUCUUUUUCUUUUUGCUUGGCUAGAGCAAUUCUUUCUUUUCCCUCUGCUUUUUACUGUAAUUCAAACCAUUUCAGUUCACUUUCUUCCCCUUCGUCCCUGGCUCUUCUAACUCCAAUUGUCUAAUUUUCCAUUUAAGCUUUUCCAACUCCACUGCACUUGCCUGCUUCUCUAAUGUACCUAAAUACUUGACCAGCUGUAUCACAAUUUCAGAGAUAAUGGGAACUGCAAAUGCUGGAGAAUCCAAGAUAACAAAGUGUGGAGCUGGAUGAACACAGCAGGCCAAGCAGCAUCUUAGGAGCACAAAAGCUGACGUUUCGGACCUCAACCCUUCAUCAGAAAAGGGGAGGAGGGUAACUUCUUCAGGUUAGGCAUCCUGGAAGACGCUUCGCAGUGAGGUUGAAAUUGUGAUCAGAAAUAAUGGGAACUGCAGAUGCUGGAGAAUCCAAUACAACAAAGUGUGGGGGCUGGAUGAACACAGCAGGCCAAGCAGCAUCUU